AUGAAGACACCCGAGGCCAAGGAUGGAGUGGAGUGGGGGCUGAUUUUUCCUGAUGCUAACGGGGAGUACCAGUCGCCCAUUAACCUGAACUCGAGAGAAGCUAAAUACGACCCCUCGCUCCUGGAAGUGCGUUUGUCGCCCAACUACGUCGUGUGUCGCGACUGCGAAGUGAUCAACGACGGGCAUUCAAUUCAGAUUGCCCUGAAGUCAAAAUCAGUGUUAAUAGGGGGGCCGUUACCUCGAGGACAUGAGUUUGAACUACAUGAUGUUCGAUUUCACUGGGGGAGAGAAAACCAGCGUGGCUCUGAACACACGGUUAAUUUUAAGGCCUUUCCCAUGGAGCUUCAUCUAAUGCACUGGAACUCCACACUGUACAGCAGCAUUGAUGAGGCAGUAGGGAAGAAGCACGGCAUAGCUAUUAUUGCUUUGUUUGUGCAGAUAGGAAAAGAGCAUGUAGGCCUAAAGGCUGUAACUGAAAUUCUCCAGGACAUCCAGUACAAGGGAAAGUCCAAAACAAUACCCUGUUUUAAUCCCAACUCUUUAUUGCCAGAUCCUCUACUGCGUGACUACUGGGUGUAUGAGGGCUCUCUAACCAUUCCACCCUGCAGUGAAGGUGUCACCUGGAUAUUAUUUCGCUAUCCUUUGACUGUGUCCCAAGUGCAGAUAGAGGAAUUCCGUAGACUGAGGACACAUGUUAAAGGUGCAGAACUUUUAGAGGGCUGUGAUGGAAUCCUGGGAGAUAACUUCAGACCAACUCAGCCACUUAGUGAUAGAGUCAUCAGGGCUGCAUUUCAGUAG
Egretta garzetta (little egret) is the source of this 798-nucleotide messenger RNA. It is a transcript of the gene CA8, whose product is annotated as carbonic anhydrase 8. The transcript has 8 exons. Gene Ontology annotation, molecular function: zinc ion binding; carbonate dehydratase activity. Lineage: Eukaryota; Metazoa; Chordata; Aves; Pelecaniformes; Ardeidae. The record is from RefSeq and is a predicted model, not a curated record. The coding region runs from base 1 to 798 and encodes 265 amino acids.